AUGGCCAACGUCUAUACAUCUGUUGCGAUUCCGCACUUCAGCAGUUCAUCCAACGGCCACACUUCACCUGUUCCAUCUACGGGUGAGCCUGAUGGAUCUGACUACCGAGGAAACGUGUCCGUCACCGUAAGUGGGAAAACAUGCCAGCGGUGGGAUGUGGAAUAUCCACAUACUCGGCUGUACUGGCCAGAGAAGUUUCCUCAGCUGGUGGAAAACUACUGCCGCAACCCAGACGGGGAUGAGGGCACCAUUUGGUGCUACACAACGGACCCUGACACCCGCUGGGAGUACUGUACCCUCCCUGGACAGUGUUCUUUUGUCUGCAUGAGCAGUACUUCCGCAUCUGACUACCGCGGAAACGUCUCUGUGACCAUUAGUGGGGAGACAUGUCAGCGUUGGGACGUCGACUCUCCCCAUACUCGUAUAUACCUGCCAGAGAAGUAUCCUGAGUUGGUGGAGAACUAUUGCCGCAACCCGGAUGGGGAGCCCGGCCAGUGGUGCUACACAACCGACCCUAACAAACGCUGGGAGUUCUGCUGCAAUGCUGCAUGCGCCUGA
Branchiostoma floridae (Florida lancelet) is the source of this 558-nucleotide messenger RNA. Its product is annotated as plasminogen-like. The record is from RefSeq and is a predicted model, not a curated record. Gene Ontology annotation, molecular function: endopeptidase activity; signaling receptor binding. Bases 1 to 558 code for a protein of 185 amino acids. The transcript has 3 exons. Lineage: Eukaryota; Metazoa; Chordata; Leptocardii; Amphioxiformes; Branchiostomatidae.